CACGUACACUGAAACUGGCCUGCGUCUACACAACACACAGCUACAGGAAAAGAGCUCCGAGGGGGGUAGGUGGGAGGGUAAUUUAGCUCCGCACAGGUUUAUGGCUAUUUUCCAGGUAUUAGCUCCUCACGCUUAGCUCGGGUUUCCGCCAAAUCACCUCCAAAACCCGGUGUUUAUGAGCCUACCUAAUCCCAUACUGCAAUGGAAUUCCAGAUAUUUGCAGACAGAUAUCCCGGCUUUGCAAGUGUUUGAUCAGAUCCGUCCGAAAUCUCUUUGCUCGAUACGCCCGCUCCCAUCCGUACAGCAACCCGACCCCCGGCCGCGCCCCCGGCCCCGCACCACGCCGCGCGCCCGGCCCGAGGCCAACGCAGGACCAGCGUCUCCCGGCCCGGGGCUGGCGGGCGACCCGGGCUGCGGGGGCUCGGCAACAGGUCACCCUGACCGCGGGCGCGGGUUCGCGGGCUGCCGGCUCAGCUACCGGCUUCGGGGGCGCAGCGCCAGGGCCAGGGGAGGGGGUGUGGCCCGGCUCCGCGGUCCCGGCGCGUUGGUCCGGACUCCCGCUCACCUGAAGGGAGGCUGAGG
Messenger RNA from Mustela lutreola (European mink), 582 nucleotides. Its product is annotated as translation initiation factor IF-2. The record is from RefSeq and is a predicted model, not a curated record. The transcript has a single exon. Bases 176 to 580 code for a protein of 134 amino acids. NCBI's taxonomy places the organism in Eukaryota, Metazoa, Chordata, Mammalia, Carnivora, Mustelidae.